AUGGCACAUGACGAGCUCUUCGCUGGUCCUGUCGCCGAAUCCCUUCCUACAUCCGUCUCUGCCUUCAAUCACCGUCGAACGCGUGCAGAUUCAACAACCAGCUUCUCUUUCUACCAAGACGAAGACGAACCAGAGGAACCUGAAGAGCCUUUUGCGCCUAGUGAUGGGCGACCAUCCAUAGACGAUCUCGAGGAACUACCUUUUGAAGACGACUUCGGAGAACUGGACGAUUCCGCCGACCUGGAGCCCAACGCCGCCUAUGGUGACCACACCUUCCUCCGCAGAAUGUCGACGCAAUCGAGGGACUCCGUUCACCACAGACUCCUUCGACGCGACAGCGGUGUGUCAGCUGGCAGCGGCUACAUCGCCAACCGCCAUAACCAGAAGCUGUACAUGGAGAACGAGGACCUUUACAUCGCCAUUGCGGGUUUUCGGACCAGCCGCUUCGGAUUUGUCAUCUACUGCCUGCUGUGUCUCGUGACCGGUGGCGUGGCUUGGCUCUUGUUCCGCUGGUUGCCUAGAUGGCAUGUCAAGUUGAUCGGCAAGACGGCACCCCUACGCGACUGCCAAUGGGUGGUCGUCGAGAAUCAGUGGAAUGAGAUGGCGAUAGUGGAUGUCAACUCACGUCCGUACGGGAGGUCAUUGUCGACCGUCUUCGGAUCCCCUACGAAAAAGGGGUCAUACGCCAUGGGAGAGGAACAUGAUCCCAUCAUCCGGGAUCUUCGAAUGAUCGACUACCGAUAUGUCAGACUUUUCUUCCAUCCCGUCAAGGACAAGUUAAUGCUAUGUACCGGAUGGAAGGAUCCCCUCUGGUUAAACAUUCGAGAAAUACGUGCCGGUAUCGACAGCGAGGAAAAGACGCACCGCGAUGUUGUCUUUGGCGAUAACCUUAUUGAUAUCGAGCAAAAGUCGUGGUUCCGGCUCCUGGUGGAUGAGGUGUUUCACCCCUUCUACGUUUUCCAAAUCGCCAGUCUCAUCCUGUGGUCCCUUGACGAGUAUUACUAUUACGCCAUCGCAAUCUUCGUCAUAUCUGUGGGUAGUAUCACGACAAAUCUGAUCGAGACUAAAUCUGAAAAUGGGGAUGGAGAAGCUGUAGCGCUCGCCAUGGUCGUCCGGACAGGUUUCAACACAACUAAAGGCGCCUUGGUCCGCUCCAUGCUUUUCCCCAAGCCCUCUGGCUUCAAGUUUUACAGGGACUCGUUUCGAUACAUUUCAGUCAUGGCGUGCGUGGCGUUGCUCGGGUUUACCGCGUCACUGAUCAACUUCAUCAGACUCGGGCUAGAGUGGCAUCUGAUUAUCAUCCGCGCCCUCGACCUCAUCACCAUUGUGGUUCCUCCCGCUUUGCCGGCGACCCUGACUAUCGGUACCACUUUCGCCCUUAGGCGGCUCAAAGCGAAGCAGAUAUUUUGCAUCAGCCCGCAGAGGGUAAAUGUGGGGGGAAAGCUCGACCUGAUGUGCUUCGAUAAGACUGGGACCCUAACAGAAGAGGGGCUUGAUAUUCUUGGAGUGCGCGUUGUUUCGCGGGCUGAGAAUCGGUUUACCAGUCUCCUAACCGGUCCCCACGACCUCGCCUUAGAUAACAGCGAAUCUUCGGGGGACAUGGACCAUACUGACACGCGAAUGGCGGCGUUGCACACGAUGGCAACCUGUCACUCACUGCGUAUCGUAGACAAUGAGCCAGUCGGAGACCCGCUUGACCUCAAAAUGUUCGAAUUUACGGGAUGGUCGUAUGAUGAAGGCAACAUGGGAGGCGGCAAUGCCGACGACGAAGAGCAAAGCAGCCUUCAGCCCGCAGUAGCCAGGCCACCAACAGGGCCUAAACAUCAAACAAACGGCGUGGGUCAGGACUUAAGCCAAAACGUUCCUCUUGAGCUCGGCAUCCUUAACUCUUUCGAAUUCGUCUCCGAACUGCGGCGGGCCAGCGUUAUUGUCAGGGCCUUUGGUCGCCCGAGCGGAGAUGUUUAUGUCAAGGGAGCACCGGAGAGCAUGCGUGGCAUCUGUCGACCGGAAACAUUCCCUGCCGACUACGAGGACCUCCUAUCCCAGUAUACGCAUAAGGGUUACCGGGUGAUCGCAUGCGCAACCAAGCACAUCAAGAAGCUAAGCUGGGUCAAAGCCCAAAAGAUGAAACGGGACGUUGUCGAGUCCGAUCUCGAUCUCGUUGGCUUCAUCAUUUUCGAAAACAAGCUGAAACCCACGACGGCUAAUGUCCUCAAGGAGCUUGCCGACUCUAACAUCGGGACCGUCAUGGUGACCGGCGAUAAUAUUCUAACCGCCAUUAGCGUGGCAAGGGAGUGCGGCAUGAUCAACAAGACGGCCCACUGUUAUAUUCCUCGUUUCCUCACUGGGGACGCGAGGGACCCCAACGCCAGCCUGCAGUGGGAAAGUGUCGACAACCAAGCUUAUCAGUUGAACGCCAAAACCCUAAUCCCCCUGCCGGCUCCUGUGGAGUCGGAUGCUUCACUGCCGUACGACAUUUCCAACAUACGCAACUACUCGAUUGCUGUCAGCGGCGACGUCUUCCGCUGGGUUGUUGACCAUGCGCCACCGGAAGUGUUGCGGAAGAUGCUCGUUACAGGCAAGGUCUUUGCCCGUAUGUCUCCUGACGAGAAGCACGAGCUCGUCGAGAAGCUGCAAAGCAUCGAUUAUUCGUGCGGCUUCUGUGGCGAUGGUGCGAACGAUUGUGGUGCGCUCAAAGCUGCCGACGUGGGCAUUUCGCUUUCGGAGGCCGAGGCAUCUGUUGCCGCUCCUUUUACGUCUCGAGUGUUCGACAUCCGUUGCGUGCCCGAGGUGAUCCGGGAGGGCCGAGCGGCACUAGUUACCAGCUUCAGCUGCUUCAAGUACAUGAGCCUGUACUCGGCUAUCCAGUUUACCUCGGUCAGCUUCCUCUACGCCUCGGCCUCGAACCUCGGCGAUUUCCAGUUUCUGUUCAUCGACUUGGCCCUCAUCCUACCCAUCGCCGUGUUUAUGAGCUGGGCGGGCCCGUUCCCGGAACUCUGCCGCAAGAAGCCGACGGCAGACUUGGUCUCACGCAAGGUGCUCAUCCCGUUGUUGGGCCAGAUCUCCAUCUGCAUUGCGAUUCAGGCGCUGGUGUUUGUCGCCGUCCGCAAGCAACCGUGGUUCAUUCCGCCCAUCAUUGACCAUGAUCACUCGCACAUCGAAAACUCGGAAAACACCGCGCUGUUCCUGAUUUCAUGUUUUGAGUACAUUCUGUCUGGGGUUGUACUCAACGCUGGCCGGCCAUUCAGACGCUCUGCGUUGCAUAACUGGCCAUUCGUGGCAACCAUUGCCACCACUCUUUGCAUGACGUUGGUGAUGGUGCUAUAUCCACCAGCGUGGCUGUUCAAAAUCAUGCAAUUUACAUAUCUACGCUGA
Molecule: messenger RNA, 3375 nt
Organism: Chaetomium globosum CBS 148.51
Lineage: Eukaryota; Fungi; Ascomycota; Sordariomycetes; Sordariales; Chaetomiaceae
Exons: 8
Coding region: 1-3375 (1124 amino acids)
Biological process (GO): intracellular calcium ion homeostasis
Cellular component (GO): membrane
Molecular function (GO): P-type transmembrane transporter activity; ATP hydrolysis activity; ATP binding
Source: RefSeq, a predicted model, not a curated record